UCUACAUCAAGCUCACAUAUAUACAUAUAUACAUAUAUAUACACACACCCACAGCCCCAUCCAAACAAAAGAUAGUUAUAAACCUGUGUUCAACCUUUUUUUCCGAGUGUCUGCUGAGUUUUUCAGUUUAAUUUUAGGGUUGAAGGUAUGGCAAAUUAUGGAGACAAGUACUAUGGCAACCAACCGGACCCCAACCCGGUUCGCCAACCUAAUGGACAUGGAGACCCGGUUUUAGAAACUGAUGAGUAUGGCAACCCGGUUCACCACACGGGUACCAUGGGAGACUAUGGAACCACUGGGGCCACUGGAGACUGUGGCACCGGUACCGGCACCGGCACCCGAGCAACUGGUACAACGGGUGCUUAUGGUACUGGAGCUGGCCUAACCAGGCAGCAGCAACAACAUCACGGCGGCAACCCGGUUCGCCAACCUAAUGUACAUGGAGACCAGGUUUCAGAAACUGAUGCGUAUGGAAACCCGGUUCGCCAAACUGAUGAGUAUGGCAACCCGGUUCACCACACGGGUACCAUGGGAGACUAUGGAACCACUGGGGCCACCGGAGACUAUGGCACCGGCACCGGAGCAACUGGUACCGCGGGUGCUUAUGGUACCGGAGCUGGCCUAACCGGGCAGCAGCAACAACAUCACGGCGGCAACCCUGUUCGCCAACCUAAAGUACAUGGAUACCCGGUUCGCCAAACUGAUGAGUAUGGCAACCCGGUUUACCACACGGGUACCAUGGGAGACUAUGGAACCACUGGGGCCACCGGAGCAACUGGUACCACGGGUGCUUAUGGUACCGGAGCUGGCCUAACCGGGCAGCAGCAACAACAUCACGGCGGCAACCCUGUUCGCCAACCUAAUGUGCAUGGAGACCCGGUUCGCCAAACUGAUGAGUAUGGCAACCCGGCUCACCACACUGGUACCAAGGGAGAGUCAGGAGACUAUGGAACCAUUGGGGCCACCGGAGCCUAUGGCACCGGCACCGGAGCAACUGGUACCACGGGUGCGUAUGGUACCGGAGCUGGCCUAACCGGGCAGCAGCAACAGCAGCACGGCAGCAUUCUUCAUCGCUCCGGCAGCUCCAGUUCUAGCUCGUCGGAGGAUGAUGGACAUGGUGGUAGGAGGAAGAAAGGGUUGAAGGAACAGAUACAGGAGAAGCUGCCAUGUGCGCAUAAGACUGAUCAGUCCCACACUACGGCCACGAGCGCUCCCACCACCGAUUACGGCUACGGAGGAGGAGAGCAGCAUCAGAAGAAAGGUGUGGUGGAGAAGAUCAAGGAGAAGCUUCCUGGACACCAUGACCACCAUCAGGAACAUAAUCAGCAUUACUAGUUCUUGCAUGGUGUAGCAGCAGCUUAUAUAUAUAUAUGUAUUGUCUUAUUUAAAAUACACACAGCUAUAUAUAUGUGUGUGACUGUAUGUGUUCGUUUGUACUUGAAGGUUUACUUAUACAGAUGAAGUGUGUAAUUAAUAAGCAGGGUUGGAGUUGUGUGUUAGUGUUACAUGACUGCACCUUGUGUUAAAUGUGUUAUAUGGUCUUUUUAAGUACUUUAUAGAUGUUUGUUUUUGUGAUU
Messenger RNA from Cornus florida, 1577 nucleotides. RefSeq names its product embryogenic cell protein 40-like. The record is from RefSeq and is a predicted model, not a curated record. The coding region runs from base 148 to 1335 and encodes 395 amino acids. Gene Ontology annotation, biological process: response to water. The transcript has 2 exons. Lineage: Eukaryota; Viridiplantae; Streptophyta; Magnoliopsida; Cornales; Cornaceae.